Bolinopsis microptera is the source of this 2703-nucleotide messenger RNA. RefSeq names its product TBC1 domain family member 16-like. Gene Ontology annotation, cellular component: early endosome. The transcript is spliced from 12 exons. Bases 1000 to 1644 code for a protein of 214 amino acids. Gene Ontology annotation, biological process: activation of GTPase activity. The record is from RefSeq and is a predicted model, not a curated record. NCBI's taxonomy places the organism in Eukaryota, Metazoa, Ctenophora, Tentaculata, Lobata, Bolinopsidae. Gene Ontology annotation, molecular function: GTPase activator activity.
AGUGAAUUCACCAUGGAUGACACAAGAUACGAUUGAGGUCAAAGCUAAUUUACCGCUCUUGAAGAGAUAUUAUGUGUAGAGAAAAUCAUCAGAACAGAAGUUUUUUUAUGAUAAAGAGGAUAGGAGGGUUUUCUGUCAGUUCACAAAGUGGAUUAUCUAUUACUAGGUAAAAAUAAUGUAGGCCUAAAAGAUGACGAUGGAAAUUUGACCGACGGUUAUUUCUCGCUUACCAACUUCCCUCACGGUCUACAGCUCACUUGGAUAGCUAACCAAUCAUGUGACGGUAUAGUGUCACCGCAUGGUGGUGCAGAAGUGUCACUUAAUGGUUUGUUAUCACGCGGAGGUAGUAGUGAAGGUAGAGAGGAGAUUAAGAUAGUUCUGGAAUGGGUUAAGUGUGUGAAAACUCUUGACACCCUCAUUGAUCAGCAUUUUCUAAUCACGAACAAUAAUCUUCAGAAAAAGCUGUUCGUGUUCAAUAAAGGUGGCUUGGACCGACUCACACAAGUUUUAAGAGGUUGGGCACGUGUUCAGAAGUCAGAAGUAGCUGAAACGCCACUAGGUAUAUUCAUUGUCCCGAAUAGACGAAGUAUUGUGUAUCCGACCGUAACAUCAGAACUUUGGCAACGGUAUCUCAACAAGAAUGGAACUGUUACCGAUGUAAGGCACGCUCGAAGAUUGGUAUACAAAGGAGGAGUUAGUGAUGAAGCUAGGGGCGAAAUCUGGCGUUGUUUGCUAUCCUUGCACAAUCACUCUCACACUCAUCGACAAAAGUCGUUCAGAAACCAACUUCUCGCUGAGAAAUACAAAGAUAUUAAGCUGAAGGUACCAGACCUUCAGUCCAACCCGGAUGACCACUCUGCGUUUUGUACAAUCGUAUCUGAGAUAGAAAAAGACGUUUGUCGAACUGAUUCACAUAACCCCUUGAUAUCAGGAGCAGAUAAUCCUAACCAGGCGCUGCUGAAGCGGAUUCUGAUAAAUUACUACCUGCACCGCCCCGAGAUGGGAUAUGUUCAAGGAAUGUCAGAUCUACUCGUACCCCUUUUUAUCGUUGUCCGGGAAGAAAGUGAAGUGUUCUGGUGUUUUGACUUCUUCAUGAACCGUUCAGCCUUCAGCAAACUACAAUACUGUAACCUUUACCAACAGCUAGCGUUUCUACGCGAAGUCCUGGGUUUACUGUUCCCUGAUAUUUACAGCUACCUAAGUACAACAGGGGACGCCUUAACACUGACAUGUUGCCAUCGUUGGUUUCUUCUAUUCUUUAAGCGAGAGUUCGAUCUGAACCCUUUACUGAAACUAUGGGAUGUGAUGUUAGCCGCCCCUUCUCCGUUCUUUCAGGUCUUCAUAAGUGCAGCAAUGAUCUCACUUCGUUUCCCAAAUCUGAUUGCCCAACACUUGUCAGCCACCGAGCUCUUGAUGGAGUCCCAGAAACUGGCUGGAACUUUCGAUUUGGACAAAGUCCUGGUCCAAGCUCGCCGGAUUUACUUGGAACUUAUAGGCCUACCAGAGGUACCAUGCUCACUGAUGCCUCUGGUCGGUGGAGAAGGGGACUACUGGGACGGGUACAGGAACCCUAACUUCAGCUGUUUGGAUUGCGAUAAGAAGGGUUUCUGUGAAAUGAAACGGGAUUAUCACCGCGUUUUAUAGUCUCUUCAAUAUGUCUCCGUUUUAUGAAUCAAGGAGUGGGACUGGGACUGGGUCCAAUAUAUUAGGGUGUUUGAUAUGUUAGGUCCCCCUGACAAGAUGACAUGACAAAGUCUGACAAUUAGCUUAUUAGCAGGGUGGGUUUACUAUAUUAUGUUAUUUCUUCUAUUGGAGGUUCUGUCAUUUUUACAUUUGUGAAAAUUUCCACGUGAGGAAUAGCGGUUUCUGGAAAUUUUGUGGUUUUGUCAACUUUGUAUAGACUUAGGUGGAUCAGAAUGGUGGGUCUUCUUCGUGAACCGUUUUAAAACUUUUCAACAGUGUUGUUAGUGGAUAAACGAUAAUGAGUUUAGAAUCUGAGAGGAAGUUAAUAAUAGCUUUUUAAAGGCACUUAUUUAAAAGAUGCAUGCUUGCUUGAAAUUAUCCUUCUGAAAGAUUUAAGACUGUUAUGGAUUAUAAUAACGAUAUUUGGUAAUUUCACAAUUAUUACACUGUUAGUAAAAUAGGUAAAUAGGAUAAUAAGAAGGAAGAAUCUUCGUUCUUUAUCAGUUCCUGCAGUUCACGGAGAAGAUGUUGCUCUAACUUGCAGUAGCGCGCGAAGGGAAGAUGCAUCACGUGGAAAAUAUAACUUUAAGGCACGAAGUGUAAGGUUUCUGCAUGGAUUAUUAGCAUGGCAUGGAUAUUUUAGUGAGUUAUUUGAUCAUAAGAUCGGAGAAAUAUAGAAAAUUCAUUAAUAUGGUGAUGUCAAUUAAACCUCGCUAAACGUUGUCAUUGAUUUUAAAAUGUUUGCUAAAUCUACUAAUAUAUGCAAAAAAUUCCAAUAUUUAUACUUUCAAAUCACAGAUUUUAUAUAUUGUACGUGUUGUGUGUAUAAUUUACGCUACGGUUUUAACCAAUUUUUAUUUAGCAUUUAUUUGUUGCAUGUGUAAUGUAUGGACGGCAUUUUUUGUUGCUUCUGUGGGUAUUAUGAAUUUAUUUGGUAUUAUUUUAACCAUUUAUACGCUUGGAAUAUAUUGAAAUAAGUCACUGGUAAUUGGUAAAUGAUAUUUAAAUUCGUUGACUUAA